This is a messenger RNA of Necator americanus (New World hookworm), 999 nucleotides long. RefSeq lists its product as uncharacterized. The record is from RefSeq and is a predicted model, not a curated record. NCBI's taxonomy places the organism in Eukaryota, Metazoa, Nematoda, Chromadorea, Rhabditida, Ancylostomatidae. The transcript has 3 exons. The coding region runs from base 1 to 999 and encodes 332 amino acids.
AUGGACUUGAAAAUCUCCCGUCCAAGGAAGAAACAUCCAAGGACUGAAACACAGCGCAUCAAAUGGUGGAAUCUGAAGGAUCGAAAGGAGUGUGGAGGAAAUGUGGUCGUCAUACGCUUGACCGCGGAGAACACUCUGGGAAAGACGACUAUAGAUAAGCCCAAAGUACAAAAGGCUACGUGGUUUUGGAACGAGGAAGUUCAGGCGGCAAUUUGUGAGAAGAAGUCCAAGUAUAAGCUCUGGUGGAGGACACGUCAGCCUGAAGAUUGGGGUGCUCACCUAGCAACGAAGAAGGAGGCUAAGAAGGCAGUCUCCAAGGCGAAGUCGGACAGCUACAAGGCUGUGCACGACAUGCUGAUACCAGAGAAGGCGAGCGGGCAGUAUCGUUUAGUCAGAGCGCGUCAUCGCUCAGCGUUGGAUAUGGAACACACCAAGAUCGUUAAGGGAGCUGAUGGAGCCGUUCUGCGCCGCUCUGGUCAGAUCCUGGGGAGGUGGCGAGAGUACUACAAUCACUUGUGUAACGAAGAGUUCUGUCAUCCUCCCAUCCCAACCGUUCCCAGCGUCGAGGGUCCUGUUCUACCAAUUACUGCCGUCGAAGUCUGUGCUGCCCUCGCAAAAAUGAAGUCGAACAAGGCAACCGGUCCUGAUGACAUGUCUGGAAGCUGCCAGGAGAUCGAGGAAGGACGGACUCCAGACGCUUGGCAAACUUCCGUGACCGUGCCUGUCUGGAAAGGGAAAGGAGACAUUGCUGACUUCACUUCGUACAGGCCUAUACCAUACGUGCUGUGCCAUACGAUGAAGGUUUUUGAGCGUGUCCUGGAGGCUUGUCUGAGGAAAAUUGUCAGCGUUUCACCCAACCAGUGCGGUUUUGUGAAAGACUGCAGCACUAUAGAUGCUAUCCACGCUGUCCGUAUCCUCCUGGAGAAACAUCGAGAGAAGAAAUGCAGUGUGCCUUUUGCUUUUCUCGAUCUCGAGAAAGCUUUCGACCACAUAAGCUAA